UAGAGGCUGAACAGCAGGGAGAGAGGAGGGGGGGACAUAUAGCAAGACUCAGCUAGUGCCAGCACCGUGAGCCUGUUUACCUAAAGCUAGUCGCUAUUUUGCGACAUUGGCGCUGCAGUGAAAACCAAAUUUAAGCAUUUUCCUUUGCUAAAAUAUGUCUCCACCAGCAUUUUGUCGAGUGUGUCUUAAACGACAGAAAUAUGUGCCGGUAGCUAGCUAGGUUAACGUGAAGACAAAAGGGCAUCUCUGUCUUUGACCGAGCAGCCCGAUCGUAAUCUUCGGACGAGAGUUUCUGUGUAAACGUUUGUGAACCAGCAAAGCUAAACCGUCCGCUGCUCAGCUGAGCCUCCGGAUCCGGGCAGUACCUAAAGCAAGGGGAGGAAAAACCAGCAGACUGUCAAGAUGAAAUUCACAGAGCAUCUCUCAGCUCACAUCACCCCGGAGUGGAGGAAACAGUAUAUCCAAUAUGAGGCUUUCAAAGAGAUGCUGUAUGCUGCUCAGGACCAGGCCCCUUCUGUUGAAGUCACAGAUGAGGAUACAGUCAAGAGGUACUAUGCCAAGUUUGAGGAGAAAUUCUUCCAGACGUGUGAAAAAGAACUGGCCAAAAUCAACACCUUCUACUCUGAAAAACUGGCUGAGGCUCAGCGGCGAUUCGCCACACUACAGAACGAGCUGCAGUCAUCUCUGGACGCCCAGAGGGAGAGCUGGGCUAACGGCCGUGGCCUGAGGAGAAGGAAGACUGUGUUUGCCCUGUCGCAGCAAGAGCGAUGCAAACACAGAAACAUUAAGGACCUGCAGCUGGCCUUCUCUGAGUUCUACCUCAGCCUCAUACUGCUGCAGAACUAUCAGAACCUAAACUUCACUGGUUUCAGGAAGAUCCUGAAGAAGCAUGAUAAAAUUUUGGAGACGUCGAGGGGGGCCGACUGGAGGGUGGCCCAUGUCGAAGUGGCUCCAUUUUACACAUGCAAGAAGAUCACGCAGCUCAUCUCUGAGACUGAGGCGUUGGUUACAACUGAGCUGGAAGGUGGUGACAGACAGAGGGCCAUGAAGAGGCUCAGGGUACCUCCCCUGGGAGCUGCACAGCCUGCUCCGGCUUGGACCACCUUCAGAGUCGGGCUUUACUGCGGAGUAUUCCUCGUCUUAAUAGUCACUGUGGUCAUUACAGGAGCUGUGGUGAUCCGUAGUGCUGAUGUUUGGCCUAUGGUCAGGAUCUACAGAGGAGGCUUCCUGUUAAUAGAAUUCCUCUUCCUGUUAGGCAUUAACACAUAUGGCUGGAGGCAGGCAGGAGUUAACCAUGUGCUCAUAUUUGAACUCAACCCCAGAAACAACCUGUCCCACCAGCAUCUGUUUGAGAUUGCAGGUCUGUUGGGGGUGCUGUGGUGUGUCAGCCUGCUGUCCUGUCUCUUCAGCGAAAGCAUCCCGGUACCAAUGCAGGCUAACCCUCUGGCUCUAUACGGCCUCUUCCUCCUCUUCCUCAUCAACCCCUUCAAGACCUGCUACUACAAGUCACGCUUCUGGCUGCUUAAACUCUUGUUUCGAGUGGUGACGGCUCCAUUUCAUCGUGUUGGCUUUGCAGACUUCUGGCUGGCUGACCAGUUAAAUUCUCUGGUGGUGGUUCUGAUGGACCUGGAGUACAUGAUCUGUUUCUACAGCUUUGAACUGGACUGGAAGAAGCAUGACGGGCUUAUCAGCAGUGCAGGUAAAGAUGUGUGCAAUUCCUACUCCUACGGCGUCCGUGCGGUGAUCCAGUGUCUUCCCGCUUGGUUCCGAUUCAUCCAAUGUCUGCGACGUUACCGGGACACCAAACGAGCCUUCCCUCACCUGGUUAAUGCAGGGAAAUACUCCACUUCCUUCUUCGUUGUCACCUUCGCUGCCCUAUACAGCACACAUAAAGCUGAAUCCCACGCUGACGCCCAGAUCUUCUUCUACUUAUAUAUCAGCUGUUUAGUGGUCAGCUCAUGUUACACGCUGGUCUGGGAUCUAAAGAUGGACUGGGGCCUGUUUGACCGCAACGCAGGCGAGAAUACCUUUCUGAGAGAGGAGAUAGUCUACCCACAGAAGGCCUAUUACUACAGCGCCAUAGUGGAGGACGUGCUGUUGCGUUUUUCGUGGACUUUAACUGUCUCCCUUAGCAUGGUCUCUGGGUUGCCUGGCAUCUCUGAUAUACUGGCAACUAUACUGGCCCCAUUGGAGGUCUUUAGACGUUUUGUGUGGAACUUCUUCCGACUGGAGAACGAACACCUGAAUAACUGUGGUGAAUUCAGGGCAGUCAGAGACAUCAGCGUUGCUCCGCUCAAUGCUGAUGACCAGACCCUGCUGGAGCAGAUGAUGGACCAGGAGGACGGAGUCAGGAACCGACAGGGCAAGAAGAGCUGGAAGAGGAGCUACAGCAUGAGUCUACGCAGGCCCCGGCUGGCCUCACAGUCCAAGACCCGUGACACCAAGGUUUUGAUAGAGGACACUGAUGAUGACUCCUGACAUCAGGCCACGCCCCUCGCCUGGGUCCAGAAUUUAUUCAAAGGAGGAAACUCCGCCUCCUAACCAAGGAAUUACCCAGCGAGUUGGGCGUUGAAAUCUCAACCAAGGACGAGUUUGAAACUCUCAUGCCUACAUAAUCCUGUCUCCAAUGCAUGAGCUUCUGCUUGGGUUCAGAACUAUUUCAAGGGAGAAACUUUGAGCUCUUGAACAAAUAACCCAGCAUGGCCAUGGAACUCCUACCUUCAACAAUAACCAGAGGUGGGCUUAUCACUGAAUCUCUACCUUACCUAAGCAGUGGGAGAAAAACUUCCCACAUCCACUCACAGGUGGACUCUUGAAACUACAGCCACUCCUCAGCCAUUGCUUGAGGCUCUCCUGAAAGCCUCAGCCCAGCAUGAACAACGCAGCUAAAUGGAACGCAAGCCGACCUCCCUGACAGGAAGUGUCCCCGCUCCCUCUCGGUGCCACACAGAGGCAGACGACUUCAGGCCUGCCGCUGUUGAGGACCACAACGUUUUCCCCCCAUGUUUAGCUGUUACUGUCCACUUAAACUUCCAGCAUCCUUAGAGAAAGUCCUUGAAUAGACAAUGUACCACUCACAUGUCAACAGAUAUAAAGUCACCCUGUAAUUUGGUCCCCAGAAUGAUCCAAAAUCCCAUUUUUUUUCCCCUGUAAGAGAAUGAAAAGUAUCCUCCUCGUUCUCCUUUUUGGUGACUUUUUAGGCCUUGCGACCUUCUCUCUGACCCUUGGCGUUGACAGCAGCUAACAGACUAUGCUGAUGAACAUCAGUCAGUGGGUUGACUCCCUCGCUCUUCAGCUUGCCCCUUCGAAUCAUCACAGAGCUGCCUACCUGCACCUUACACGCUUUAGAAACACACACACACACACACACACACACAUAGAAAUACGCACUUUGUAGGAAGAGUGGAUAGGAGUGGAAUGCCUGUGGUGUGUUCACACACACACACACACACACACACAAACAAACAGUGAUUUAAUAUGUUUUAUUGUUCAUGGAACACCUCACCGUUAGUCUUUUGGAGACCCUGGGAAGAAAACACUUGCAUACACAGACUAGCCAUUAUUCGUGUUUGUAAAUAUGAGACGGACCAAAGUAGGAGGUGAUGUGAAAAUAUUCUGAAGUAUCAAAUACUCCUAAAAUAAAAAAUAAAUAAAAAGUGAAGAGUUCAGACUGGAUGGAACAGCAGCUGGAAUGACUGUUCAGCCAUGGAGCAGAGAAGGAAAUUUUUACUUUCAUUUCUGAAAAAAUAUGAAGAUCAUCUUAAUCACCCUGCAGUAACUCUCAGUCACGCUUUGUGGAAAAGAUAUACUCCAUCUGGAAAUGAUUUUUUUUUUUUUUCGCUGAAUGUAUGCCAGCUUAUUUAUGUGUGUCCAAGCGGGAGAGGUGCCUAAAUACUACAAGUCAGUCCGAGUUUUUGGAAACUUUAAAAUGAGUCCCAAGAAAAGUUUUGUUUCGUCCUCUGAAAUCUUGAAUCUUUUGCUUUAUGUCAAAGUCCUCUGGGUUUGUUGAAGCGGUUCAGUGAAAUAUGACAGUGAUGAAAAGUGAGGAGGUCGCCUGCCUGUCACAUACUGGUCCAAACUGUCCCCGUCUAAAGGACGGUGAGUGAAUCUCAUGCUGUGUUCACGCUCAUGAGAUGCAUGCUGGUGUAACUCAGCUUUCACAAACACUUAUUAAUACGGAGUCCUCUUACUAUAUUUGAAUGUUCAGUAUGAAGUUGUCACACAAAUUAAUUCCUCAGAAAAUGGCCUCUUCCCUGGCUCCCUUUUUUCCCCAUUUAUUUAUGUAGGCUUGGCUGUGUUUUUUAUCCUCAGUCUCAGUCAGUAACGGGUUAACACACAAUCGCUCCAAACUCAUUGCAGAAACACUGUGUCACUGUGUCUUCAGGCAGUUGGUGUUGGUGGUCUGUGCUACCAAAUCAUUUGAGCUACAGAAUGAAACCAUCCUCUGUUGUUUGGUGAAGACAGGUAGUUGUGAUUACACUGGACAGAAUCUUUAUCUAGGUGCACCUGUUGGAGAGAUGUUCAUUUUGUUGCUUGUUUCGCAUCACCGAAGUGGUUGGCACACUGAUGCAGUGCGUCGCCUGGGCUCACGUUGCAAUCUUAAUUUAGUUUAGUUGACAGUAUUGACGAGCCAUUAAACACGAACCAAUUUGGUCACAUAGUGAUGAGUUUGGUCAUAACUUGACCAGUGAACAAAGAGUCUCGACGAGCACUUUAAUACCAAACUUCAGGUCUUUUUCCCCACUUUCUUUGUCACAGGUAAAGCAGUCUUUAUGGCUCCAACUUGAGGAAGGUACUUAUGGUGGUUGUUACUGAAAUAUACAGUAAAACAACUAUUUGAGCACUGAGAGGUGUGAUGCAUAGUAUGUAAUGGAGCUUGGGUCUUCAACAGUCAGCCAUCUGGUUAGCAGUGGAUAGCAUAGCUACUGGGUUUAGUCAAUUAAACAUGAAUGUUGAAAAAAAGAUACUUAGGUUCUUAUUUAUUUUGAAUUUGGCCAGCCUUUUGUGCCAGAUCUUUUAUUUGGAGCUCUGAGCUUAGUGUAUUAAGCUCUCAGUUUUGUUUGAGAACUAUUUGUAUUUUGUCCACAAUGUCUUUUACUACAUGCUAACAUUCCCAUAUUGUCAGACAGUUUUGUUGGAUUCAACAUACUAUAGAACAUUGUCAGCCAUUUGGAAUAGUGGAUAUUUCAUGUCUUAUCAAAAUAAGAAUAGUAAGAAGGUACAGUGUCUGAACUUUUUAAUGGCGGACAAAUGGGCGAAAAGUGUGAACAGACAAUGGCGAUGAUCUGAAGUGGUAGCUUUGUGCUCAGAGCGAGCUGUGAUUAACAUUUUCAUAUGCAGAGCUUGUGGUUGACAGGAUGCUCAUGGCUCCACGCAGCAUGUCUUCCGCUGCUUGCUUUUCAACCUGUCUGACAGUAGAAAUAAUCAUGCUUCCUGUUUGGUUACUUGACUGAGAGGUUCCACAGUCGUACAGGUAAAUCAUACAGCAUUGAACAAUGUUGGAAUCUCCUGCGCUGGUUGCAGAUGACCACAAAGAUUCGAGCAUAGAAGUCAGUGACUUUUCUUUGAAUUGCACCAUCUUUUCAGUUGUGUUUUUGUUCCUCUGCACUUUGGUAUCUUUAUAAUCGACUCUAUCAUUCCUGAAAUCCUCACGUAUUCCAUAUAGUUGCAUACAGCAAAGCCCUUUGUUCUCUCUCUCUCCAUCCUAAACAUCAUGGGUGUUCCAAGUCAGACCAGCAGCUUUAAGACAUCCUCACACCAGUAUUUAAAACAGCAAAAAAAGAACUAUAGUGCCGCUGCCUUUUCUGCUAAAGUUCUAUGUAGGAGAACUUCAACUACAAGUCCAAAAUGGAGGAAGUUACCCUAUCUGUUACACCAAGUCUGUAGAACCAGAUAUUUUGCGCCUUCAUUUCAUUGCUCCAUUUUCUGGUGUGACCAAGCCUUUAAGAUGCCACAAUGGAGCUAGCUGAUGCUGUAAGGUGACAAUCAGUCUUUUGGCUGCACAGGAAGUAGCUCAAGCUUCAUAGUAACUUCUGCAACCAUCCAGGAUGAAGCUAUUAACUGACUUAAGCUUGACUCAGAAAAUUUGGAUUUUCAAAAUCUUGAACUAUUUAGAAAGACCUUUAGAAAGUGUCUAGUUUAAAAUCCCUCAAUGGGUUUACAGACCACGUGCAGCUUUCCAAGAAUUUUCCUUAAGCAUGUAAUUUCUUGAUACAGCUGCAAAGAUGUUACUUAGUGUAAACACUGGUUUCUUAAAAGCUGGUGUUAAAAAUGAGCGGCCGUUUAAAUUGGCUUCAGAAAGAAGAUCAUUUCAACACUGAGAAAGUCUAAUUGGAGACGUGUACCAGUGUGUUCAGCUCGCUGGUUUUAGUUUGUGUUGACGGUAAAUGAAGCACCUGUGAGGUUUCUGCUUUGCCUUUUGUUGCACCACUGGAGCUCAGGGUUUCUCUGCCUCUCAAACACUUGUUUAUGUGUAGAGCUUUUCUGUCUUUUAAAAUGUCCAUGACAGCAGACACAAUCAUUCCAUCCAAAGAGAAGUUGGAUUUUAUGUGUAAUGCUUUGAUUUUAUAAUUCCUCAGGUUUUCAUGUUAAGGUCCACACUACUUAAGAAGAUUAUUCUAAAGCCAUUCCUGUGUUAAAUACAGCUCAUUGCCAUAGUGACCAGAGUGGCAGGUGAGAUGUGAGGUGAUUUGAACUCAGGAUAUUGUGAGCACAUUUGCACCUUAGCCUGCUAAAUUCAAAAGCAAGCACGAAAGCUUCCUGGCUCUCUGCCCUUAGCUUGUUUCUUACACAAGUAGACCAGAGAUCUGCUUUAGCUUAAAGGAACUCUUGUUUAAUUUUUAUUUAGCUGAAUCAGUACAAACCAAAUUGGAUGAUUUCCUCCAAAGCAUUGUGUUCCAGCACCACAGCCAAGCCUAGCAUUAGCAGACUUAAUUAUCAUCAUUCUGAUGGUUAAAAUGUCAACAUUUCAGCUGCAGGCAGGCUGACUGGACUCCGAUUGAUUUGGGCCAUUUUAGGGUUUAAAGUAAUUAAUUGUGUGUUUUUGGUGUUCUUUUUCUACAUUCCAGGUGUGACUUCCAUUAGCACAUGAACACCACACUGCUUUUAUGUGCAGUCUGACACUGCGACAGGCAGGUGACUCCCCUUUUUCCAAAAGUCACUCAACUGAAAUCCAUGUUCAGUGAGUAGAGCCGGGGAAUGAUUGUCAAGACUUUUGUUUUUGGCACCACCGGAAAUGUAUUAGCAUCAAAAGUCGGAAACAAAUACCUGGUCAGAUUUGUGUUCUUGUUUAUGAAAUGUCAAAUUUCAUUGCCGUGUUUCUAUUUCCCCGUGUAAAAUAGCGAAAGUCCAAUGUCGUGUCAGCACUCUUAAAGCGUUUCAGACGAUACCCAGCCGUAGCGCAGAGGAAACACGAGUUCUUUCAGAAUGUGUUGGGAGUGUUUCAGUGCGGUGCAUUUCACCUUGUGCCAGUUGGUUUGACUGAGAUCUCGUCGCAAAGCUAAUCAAUGGGCCUCAUGCAAGAGCAUUUUUGUGUUCUUAUCCUAAACCUCUUUGACUUUUUGUAUAGAGUCAAAGAGAUUUUUUGGGGGGGCAGGUGAUGCUUACUUCCAUAAAGAAUUUAAUUAAUGCAAACGUUUCUGUGCAUUCUUUCAGGUUGAGGCAUUCUGAUUUUUAAGUCAAAUUAAUGGGUCUUAAUGGGUUUUGUUUUUACAUGAAGGAAAAUUCUUACAGUGUAACAAGUUGACUCAAAUGGCUUCUAUUAGGUUCUUGCAUGAGGCCCAAUGUCCAGAGACCCAGCUGUGGAGUACAUGCAGUUCUGAACUGAAUCAGUUCUACUAAUACUUUGAUCAGAAUCAAGUGGCAUGAUUGGAUGCAAAGUCCUAAUGUUCAAAUACAGGAGGGAGUUAGGACCACAUAGGAAGUCAGUUUGAAGUCUUUAAACGCACAGUAUUUAGUGUGGGAUCAUGGGAGUUGUUAUCUUCAUUGUUGAACAUCUACCAGUGAAGAUGAAAGUCACAGAUGUUCACAGAUGAAGUGAUGUUUUAAAGUUUUAUUCACGAUACGUUUAGUCACGUCACUGACUUCCUUCCUCACUCUCUGACGCUCUUCUUGAAGUUAAAGCGGCAGGCAACUGAAUGAAAUGCACCGUCGGCUUGAAUAAAAUUACAGAUUUCUUUUGAGAGAAAAUUUGGGAGAGUGUAAGUACACAGUUCAAGAAACUAUGUAAUGAAGGUCUAGUUGUUUUUAGACAUCUUAAUGCAGAAAUGCUGCAAGUUAUCUUUAAAAUCAGAAGUCAAAUAAAUUCUUCACGUGUGGGACUUGUCAUCUGCUGCAUUCAGAGGAGACAGUUACACUUUGAAGAAUGUGAGCAUCUUGUAACGCUGUGUACAGGAAGCAACACAACCAGCAGCUCAGAGGUUUUCUGUCUUCAGAUAAGUCACGCAUCAGUGAGUUGUUUCUGAAGCUCGAGCUCAGUUUCCCGUGGGACACAGCCCACUCUUCACCUCCAGGACGGGUCAGUUGCUGGUGUCAUUGCAAACUUCUCAAAGGGUUUUUCUCAAGUGGGAGGCUGGGAAUUUCACAAGUUUGAUUUUUGAAAUCAUUUGGUGUUUGGUCAUCCCCGCCUUGAGAGGAUACCAUGUGUUCUCUGAUCUGUUUGGAACAGCAGUCACCAUCCUCCAGUACUCACUGAAACUCUUGGACUGGACCUUGGAGCCUCUCUGAGGUCAAGCAUCCAGGGAUUUGAUUUGUUUUAGGCAAAAAGCCAUGCUAUUCAUCCCAUUUUAUUGUCUUUUUACACCAGGGCCUUGUUGCUUUUUUAAACACAGUUUGAUCUAAUCCGCUCUGCUGAGAUCCUUGAGCUGAGACACAACCUGGAUCAGAGUUCUGACAUCCAUAUAGUUACAGUGAAAUUGGAUGGAGCCAAAAGCUUUUAGGAGCGGAAACAAAGAGCAUUUUGAUCCACAUUCUGACUGAGCACAGUGUGACCCAGAGCUGAAGAUUAUACAAUAUGUUACAUAUUGAUAAAGAUAUUGAUUAGAAGCAUUGUAUAAUCGGUGACUGUGCUGUGGGUGUUGUCUUGUAUGUACAGUAGCAGCGUGAUGCUACAGAGGUGCCUGGUUCACCAACCCCUGUUACAGUUUUGUUUGUUUUUUUCCAGUAAAAACAGCUAAUGCUC
Messenger RNA from Scatophagus argus, 9178 nucleotides. Its product is annotated as xenotropic and polytropic retrovirus receptor 1 homolog. The record is from RefSeq and is a predicted model, not a curated record. Gene Ontology annotation, molecular function: inositol hexakisphosphate binding. The transcript is spliced from 16 exons. Bases 403 to 2478 code for a protein of 691 amino acids. Lineage: Eukaryota; Metazoa; Chordata; Actinopteri; Scatophagidae. Gene Ontology annotation, cellular component: plasma membrane; Golgi apparatus; cytoplasm. Gene Ontology annotation, biological process: cellular response to phosphate starvation; phosphate ion transport.